Molecule: messenger RNA, 2741 nt
Organism: Nerophis ophidion (straightnose pipefish)
Lineage: Eukaryota; Metazoa; Chordata; Actinopteri; Syngnathiformes; Syngnathidae
Gene: ttc5
Product: tetratricopeptide repeat domain 5
Exons: 9
Coding region: 218-1552 (444 amino acids)
Molecular function (GO): protein binding
Source: RefSeq, a predicted model, not a curated record
CCAAAAUAACUUCCGGCCUACCUAAAAUUAAAAGCAUUUGUUUUGAUAAACUGUGCCCUAAAUAUCAGCCCAAGGAAAUGAGUCGUUACGGUGCUCACAUACGUUUAAUAACACAUGUUUUAUUGUUAAUCUCGUAACUUUUAAAGCGUAUUUUGUUAGUGGCACCAAGUUCGUAGCCUCUUCUUGCAGCAGUCUGCUGCCCUCAGCGUUAGAGAAGAUGGCGGAGGAAGAGAAGAGCGCUGAGCCUGUCAAAGAAAAACACGAACUCCAAAUUUUGAAGGAGCUGGUGGAUGACUUGUACAGUUACAGGGAUCGUUACUUUGAGACUCAUGGCGUGGAGGCGGCGGGCAGGAAACAACAAGAUGUCACUCAGGAGCUGGAAAAGGUGCUGAAAAAGCUGGAGGAUAAAGAAGAAAACUUCAAGCACAAAGUGGAAUUCCUGCUGCAGAAAGGCAGGUGUCUUAACGUCGCCCCCGACUUCAGCGCUGCUGCCGAGGAGUGCCUUUCCCGCGCCGUCAAGCUGGAGCCCGGCCUAGUGGAGGGCUGGAACGCACUGGGGGAGCAGUACUGGAAAAAGGGCGACCUGACUGGUGCCAAGAACUGCUUCACAGGAGCCUUGCAGCAGAAAAAGAACAAAGUAUCCUUGCGGAACCUGUCUAUGGUGCUGAGGCAGCUCCCGGCGGCAGACAGCGAUUCACACGGCAAGCAGGUUCUGGAGAGCGUGGACAUGGCCCGGCAAGCUGUCCAGCUUGAUGUGGCGGACGGGACAUCCUGGUAUAUUCUAGGAAACGCUUAUGUAUCCCUGUUUUUUACUUGUGGACAAAAUCCACAUUUGUCUCAACAAGCUCUAAGUGCCUAUGCACAAUCUGAACGAGUAGACAGAGCGGCUGCCUGUUACCCAGAGCUGCACUUCAACCGAGCCACGCUCUUUCAGUACGAGGAGAUGUUCGGGUCGGCGCUCGAGGGCCACAGCCGUGCCGCUGCCCUGGAUCCCAGCUGGGAAGAUCCGCCACAGAGGGAAAAGCAGCUGCUGGAGUACCUGAGGAAAAUUUCAGAACUCAUCGAGAAUAAGGGCAAGGUGAAGGCGCGGCGCCUGCGGACGUUGCUUUCCAACCUCAACACGUCAGCUAUGGGCCCGUGCUCGUCUCCUCAAUUUCGCUCGCCAACAGGCCGCGUGGGCAGCCUGGAGCCGCGGGCGCUGUCUUCCAUCACGCACGGUCACAAUGGCGGGGUUGCAGCCAUGGGGAAGGUGGUGUUCAGUCUGGCAUCCGAGGGUCGUAUGGCCUUUACGUUCGGCAUGGUGGACAGCGAGGAAACAUGCAUGGUGGUGAUGGUUUAUAACACGGCAGACAGCUGGGGGGUUCUCAUUGGAGACACCGUGGUCAUUCCUGAACCUCAGGUCAAACGACACAGUAUCACGCAUAAAGACACGUCCUUCGACUUCAAGAGCAUUCGCGUGGACUCUCCUCUGCACCUCAUCGUUAACGGCAAGAAGCAAAAUUCCCAAAGUCAGAUUGCCACCUCGGUCAGCUACAAACCUCAGAGUGAAUGAGUCAUGAAGACCAAACGCAUGCUGGACAUGAAACAAGAAGAUUACAAAGUGGUCAUUACACUGCUUUGUCUGUAGAGACAUUUUGUUUAUAGUCGUUAUAUUUAUUUUCUUUCUUUUUUUGUAUCCUGUCAUCUAAAGGACUUUUUGUGGGGGUGGGGGUAUUGUAAAAGGGAGAACAUGAAGAUAGUGUGGGGGCCCAACAGAAAAAUAAAAAUGAAACUUACCAUGCUGCUAUAACACAAUGUUUAAUGUGUCUACUGUUUUUAAGGUUGUCGAUCAACUCCUGGCAAAAAAAACACUACUGUGGAGGUUUAUGAAAUGCGGCAUGCAACUAAUUCUUUAUUCGCACUAAAAUAAAUAUUUAUUAAUGGUAUGUUAUUACCAUAAUCAUCUUAUAAGUAGACGCAACAUCGAGCCCUACUGCCUACUGGCGCUGACGAGAUGCGGGGCCCCCAUCUUGGAGUGGUGAGCCUCUCCCCUCAGUGCAAUUUAUUUGGCAGGUGCAAUGAACUGUCAGUGCAUUUAAAUAAUCUUACCUCACUGAAUACCACUGAUUUUCAUGCGUUUUUUGUCCUAUGUGUUGCUAUGUUAAAGGACACUUGUUUUGUCGUAUUUUAUUAUUCUUACUUUGCUUAACAGUAAUAGAAUAUUCUUAUAUGCUAUAAGUGACCAGAUGUCCAAGAUCAAAAAUGGGAAUAUAAUCCCAGAGUGGGCUAGGGACGGCGUGGCGCAGUGGGAGAGUGCCCGUGCGCAACCCGAGGGUCACUGGUUCAAAUCCCACCUAGAACCAACCUCGUCACGUCCGUUGUGUCCUGAGCAAGACACUUCACCCUUGCUCCUGAUGGGUGCUGGUUGGUGCCUAGCAUGGCAGCUCCCUCCAUCAGUGUGUGAAUGUGUGUGUGAAUGGGUAAAUGUGGAAGUAGUGUCAAAGCGCUUUGAGUACCUUGAAGGUAGAAAAGCGUUAUACAAGUACAACCCAUUUAUUUAUUUAUUUACAAAAACGGUCAUAUCUCCGUUGCUGCAGCAGCAGCGUUUCUGUCUUGACACUUUGUAUUGAUACUUUGCAUUACAUUCUUCCCUUAAAAGAUAAUGUUUACAGUGAUUGUUUUUAAUGUAUUUUUUAUGUAUGUCGCUUUGGAUAAAAGCGUUUGUCAAAUACUUAAACAUAAACAUAUAUAAACACCUGAAA